Messenger RNA from Brassica oleracea var. oleracea, 2761 nucleotides. RefSeq names its product prolyl endopeptidase. NCBI's taxonomy places the organism in Eukaryota, Viridiplantae, Streptophyta, Magnoliopsida, Brassicales, Brassicaceae. Bases 149 to 2566 code for a protein of 805 amino acids. Gene Ontology annotation, cellular component: cytosol. Gene Ontology annotation, biological process: proteolysis. The transcript is spliced from 12 exons. Gene Ontology annotation, molecular function: serine-type endopeptidase activity; oligopeptidase activity. The record is from RefSeq and is a predicted model, not a curated record.
ACACAAAAAAAACGAGUGUUAAUGGGCUUUUAUAUAAUGGACUCAAGCUUAAUAUCACCUUGUCGUUGUAAAUAUGGGCCUUGGGUUCUACUAAAGCCUUUUUAAAUAUAGUUCCACAUCAUCCUAUGCAUCAAUCUAGAGAAGACCGAUGCUGAAUGCGUUUGCACAUCACGCGCGUUCUCAGAUUCUCGCGUUUGUAACAGUCCCAGCAAUCCAUUUCCGCUUCACGCGCCGCCUCCAUAUAAAUAUCUUACGCAAAUCUUCUUCUUCUUCUCUUCUCCUCCUCAACGAAGCCUUCUCCAAUCGACGCGUGUCUAAUUCUCGUCGUUAUUGCUCGUCGCCUUCUUCUUCCCGUCCCAGCUCAGCGAUCAUGGGAUCUUCUUCGGUGCUAGGCGAGCUACUACACUAUCCUUCAGCUCGGCGCGAUGAUUCCGUCGUCGAGGAUUAUCACGGCGUCAAAAUCACAGAUCCGUAUCGUUGGUUAGAGGAUCCUGAUGCUGAAGAAGUGAAGGAGUUCGUCGAUAGCCAAGUGAAACUGACUGAUUCCGUGCUUGCCAAGUGCGAAACGAAGGGGAAGCUUCGUGAGAAUAUAACGGCUCUGUUUGAUCACCCGCGCUACGAGUCGCCGUUCAGGAGAGGGGAUAAGUACUUUUACUUCCACAACACUGGUUUACAAGCCCAGGAUGUGUUGUAUAUGCAGGAUGAUUUGGACGCUGAGCCGGAAGUUUUGCUUGAUCCGAACACUCUUAGUGAUGAUGGAACUGUGGCGUUAAACACCUUUUCUGUUAGCGAGGAUGCUAAGUACUUGGCCUAUGGUCUUAGUUCUAGUGGUAGUGACUGGGUGACGAUUAAGCUGAUCAAGAUUGAAGAUAAGAAAGUGGAGCCUGAUACUUUAUCGUGGGUUAAGUUCAGUGGGAUUACAUGGACGCACGAUAGUAAAGGAUUUUUCUAUGGUCGCUACCCUGCCCCCAAGGAUGGAGAGGAUAUUGAUGCUGGGACUGAGACUAACUCCAACCUGUAUCAUGAGCUGUAUUACCAUUUCAUUGGGACAGAUCAGUCUCAAGAUAUCUUGUGCUGGAGAGAUUCUGAGAAUCCCAAGUAUAUGUUCGGAGUUGAAGUCACUGACGAUGGGAAGUUUCUAAUCAUGACCAUUGAAGAGGGUUGUGACCCUGUCAACAAAUUGUACUACUGCGAUCUGUCUUCACUUUCUGGAGGUCUUGAAAGUUUCAGAGGAAGCAGCAGUUUUCUUCCGUUCAUUAAGCUUGUUGACACACUUGACGCACAAUAUAAUGUUAUCUCAAAUGAUGAGACACUGUUUACUUUCCUGACAAAUAAAGAUGCGCCUAAGUACAAAUUAGUCCGGGUUGAUCUGAAGGAACCAAACAGCUGGACUGAUGUUGUUGGAGAACAUGAAAAGGAUGUCUUAGCGUCGGCUUGUGCAGUCAAUGGGAAUCAACUGGUCACAUGCUAUAUGAGCGAUGUUAAGCACAUUCUGCAAAUUAGGGACAUGAAAUCUGGCUCUUUGCUUCACCAAUUACCUCUAGAUAUUGGUUCAGUAUCUGAUGUUUCUGCUCGGCGCAAAGACAAUACGUUCUUCUUUAGCUUUACUAGCUUCCUCACUCCCGGUGUGAUUUACAAGUGUGACUUAGCCAACGAAGCUCCAGAGGUUAAGGUAUUCCGAGAGGUCGCUGUACCCGGAUUUGACAGGGAGGCGUUUCAAGCCACUCAGGUCUUCUAUCCCAGCAAGGAUGGAACGAAGAUACCAAUGUUCAUUGUGGCGAAAAAAGAUAUCAAGCUAGAUGGAUCACACCCAUGUUUACUCUAUGCAUAUGGUGGUUUUAACAUAAGCAUAACACCAUCUUUCAGCGCAAGUCGCAUUGUGCUUAGCAAGCAUCUCGGUGCUGUUUUCUGCAUUGCAAACAUUCGAGGUGGUGGGGAGUAUGGUGAGGAAUGGCACAAAGCGGGAUCACUUGCCAACAAGCAGAACUGCUUUGAUGACUUCAUAUCUGGGGCAGAGUAUCUCGUGUCCGCUGGUUAUACACAACCCAGCAAGCUGUGUAUCGAAGGCGGCAGUAAUGGUGGACUCCUGAUCGGCGCUUGCAUUAAUCAGAGACCAGACCUUUAUGGUUGUGCUUUGGCUCACGUGGGCGUCAUGGAUAUGCUACGGUUUCACAAGUUUACCAUAGGCCAUGCCUGGACUACUGACUAUGGUUGCUCCGAGAAUGAAGAGGAGUUUCAUUGGCUGAUAAAGUACUCGCCUCUACAUAAUGUGAAGAGGCCAUGGGAGCAACAAACCGGUACUUUAGUUCAGUACCCAUCAACCAUGUUACUGACAGCUGAUCACGAUGACAGAGUCGUGCCUCUUCACUCAUUGAAGUUGCUUUCGACGUUGCAGCACGUGCUGUGCACAAGCUUAGAGAAUAGCCCACAGACAAACCCCAUAACUGGUCGUAUAGAAGUGAAGGCCGGCCACGGAGCUGGUCGCCCAACCAAAAAGAUGAUUGAUGAGGCGGCUGAUCGUUAUUCGUUCAUGGCAAAGAUGGUGAAUGCUCCAUGGACCGAGUAAAACAACACAAAUUCCUUACCUGCCGGCACCAGAGAUCUUUCUCUGUUUGUUCUGUCCAAAAAUGGAUUUUGUAUGAGUUACAUUUAAACAGUUCUUUUAACAAUUUUCAGCUUUUCGUUCAGGCUUUACGAGUCUGUUAUGACUUUUUGAUAUUUACCAAGAACAUGGACCAAGUCAACAAAGUUUAUUACUUCA